Coniosporium apollinis CBS 100218 is the source of this 606-nucleotide messenger RNA. RefSeq lists its product as uncharacterized. The record is from RefSeq and is a predicted model, not a curated record. Bases 1 to 606 code for a protein of 201 amino acids. The transcript has 2 exons. NCBI's taxonomy places the organism in Eukaryota, Fungi, Ascomycota, Dothideomycetes.
AUGGCCAUGCGUGGAUUCUUCAGAAAACUCAAGUUCAUCUUUCGCCUCAAGCGGCGUCAGCGUCCGAAAUUUAUCACUACAAACGAGCAACUUCAUUCAGAACCCGAUCCAGCACCAUUUCGCUUCCUCGAUCUUCCCGCGGAAAUCCGGCUUCUAAUCUAUAACGCUGGUAUUGGCGGACUCAUCCGCAGCUCAUGGGACAAGCCGCUUCUCGUCCACGAUCCUGAGGAUGUGUUCAAUCUGAGCAGCACCGAGGCACAAUUCAUGAAGCACGUCGUCAACUCCAAACUCACGCAGAUCUCCAGACAGAUCCGCAGCGAGGUCCUCUACGAGAUCUUUCAUGGCAAUUGCUGGUCUUGUCUCUUGACACCCUCGCUCGACUUCGUCUUUCCAAGGAUCUUUCUGUUUCCGGAGGCUAGGGAGAUCAGUCGUAUACUUGUGAAGACAUCUUGUUGUCGUAUCGAACAGCAUGCUGCGCUUUUUCAGAUCUUAGCGAACCAAGAUCUUCAUGCGGAGAUCAGAUGGGAGUUCUACGGCUAUGGUGGUCACGUUCAGUGGAUGAACGGAGCCCCUACUUUACAGUGGAAGAGAAUCCCCGCUGUUUAA